This is a messenger RNA of Spizellomyces punctatus DAOM BR117, 1844 nucleotides long. RefSeq lists its product as uncharacterized. Gene Ontology annotation, cellular component: dynactin complex; cytoplasm. Gene Ontology annotation, biological process: mitotic spindle organization. The coding region runs from base 147 to 1631 and encodes 494 amino acids. The transcript has a single exon. Lineage: Eukaryota; Fungi; Chytridiomycota; Chytridiomycetes; Spizellomycetales; Spizellomycetaceae. The record is from RefSeq and is a predicted model, not a curated record.
CAGCUCUGCACCGCCGUCUGGUUUGCCCUUCUCCAUCUACACACCAAAUCCUCAACCAACGUACCACAAAUCCUUGGACUCUUAUCUGGGUUCACCUUAUCCAACAAGGGUGCUUUGCUAUCAGUUUUGCAUACCAGAAUUCCAUAAUGUCCAAAUACAGCACGCUCCCUGAUCUAGAUACCCAGCCCGACGUGUACGAAACGCCAGAUUCAUCCGAAACAUCUGGCGUCGGUCUCCAUGGUCAUGCACGAGAAGGGUCUGCGUUUUCGGAUUACUCUGAUGAUGAAGAGAAAGAGGGUCUCGUCCGCACAUCUGUGUCAGUCUCAGCAGCUUCCGGUAAAUUUGAAUCCGCUAGGCCAGGAAUAGGCAAUGUUGACUUCUCAGGAAGAGUCGGAAGAAGGCGAAGAGAAGGAUACCGACGCAAGGGACUUCCAGAGCAGGAAGAAUACGAAAUGCUUGGAGCUAUGCGGACAACGGAAAAGGAAACUCCCGUGCAGCGGUUGCGAAGGCUCAUGUUCGAAGUAGAAGAGCUAGGCAGAGAGAUUGAAAAUGUGCAUCCCGAGGGAACGUUGGAGCAGGAAUCACAAUCCACUUCUGGCAUAGGAAAGAAACGUGAACGUAAAGGGAAGACAAUCUCGCACGCUCAGCUAUUGGAUCAAGUUUCUAUCCUGCAAUCGGACUUAGCGGGUAUGGGCCGAGCAUUCGUCGACAACUCAGAACCGAAGGAUUUGGAUGGGAAAACUGCUCCGGGAACGCCUGCAAAACAGAUGGCUGAAGGAAAAGCACUAUUAACGCAGCUGAAAGCAUUUCGAAAUUUAAGCCUUUCGGAGGAAGUUGCCGACUCAACGGCGGCGGCGGUACCAAUCCCCACUACAACACCUGAGGGCGCGGAUGGAUCAUAUGUCACAUAUGAACUUUUCUACACUCCAGAGAGCGCAAAACUCACUCAACUAGCGAAGCUAACUGAUGUGGAAAGCAGACUUGCCUCGCUGGAGCGACUUAUUGGCACGCAUUUUCUCCAAGGUCUAGAUGGAGCAAACGAAUCUGUUACCUCCCUAUUGCAGGAAAAUGGCAGCCUGAUAGGAGCACUACAAAAGCUAGACAAUCACCUUUCUCUCCUGACGCAACCACGGCAACUUGAUAUCGUAUCAAGACGAGUCAAGACUCUCGCUGGCGAAAUGGAGCGCGUUGUAGACUUGCGAAAAAAACAGCAAUUGGAAAGUUCACUGACGUUGUCGACUGAGAAUCUGCUGCGCUCGAGUGUAUCAGCUCUACAAGAUGUCGAAAUGCACAAAGCCCAAACAGAGACGGAACGAAAGAUUAAUUAUCUGUAUGAAACAAUGGAGAAACUAGAUCCAGUGGCACGCGUGAUUCCACAUCUGGUAUCACGCCUGCGCGGAUUGCAAUCGCUGCAUUCUGAGGCAGCAGUGUUUGCUGAUAGUUUGAAAAUGCUGGUUCAGGAACAAAGCAGGGUUGGCGAAGGGUUCAAAGGUAUAGAGGAUGCUGUGGGGCGCUUGGAGGAGAGUGUGAAGGCAAAUGAGAUAGCAGUGGGAAAGAAUGUUGAAGCGCUACAUGGCAGGAUAGAGGCAUUAGCAGGUCGUGUAGAUAAGCUAAUGUCAUCAAAGAGUUGAGGGAUUGGAAUCGGGUAAACCGCAAUGCAGCAUAGUAUUGUUGACCUAGUGUAAACUUUUAUAUAUAUAUAUAAGCAAUGGGGAUCUGAAUGUGUAUCACGAGCUAGGCGUAGACGUUGGCACUCCUGAUAGUACGGCAGGCUCCUUGCCGCCGACUGCUGGGUCGCGGCUGCUCUCCUCACUUUGGUCCUUUGUUGCCUUCCUCCUUCCGCG